CGCUCGCCAGGCUCUGGUGGGGAGUGACGGAAGGCAGGUCGUCGAAGGGGCGCGGGGGCGGAAGCCUGUCUGCCCUGAAGGACCUUCCUCGCUCAGCUUCGGGGCGAAGCCUUCGGUUGCGCCUUCCCCCAUUUGGGGCAUCGGUGGGACUGAAGAAGAGCCCCUCCGCCCCUCCCUUUUCCUUACGCCACCCCCUUUCAGGGAGCCCACAGGGGCCAGCUGGGCUCUCCUUUCUCGGGUCUUCCUCCUCGUCCUGCCUUUGGAGCGAUGCCGCCGCCCCUUCCUCCCCCCCCCGAGUCGGUGUCGCUUGGGCGAGCGAGCGAGCAGACGAGCUGGUGGCCCCGGCCGCGCGUCUCGCCACGAGGCUCCGUGGGAGGCCUUAUCUGCAAGAAAAGAUCUUCAGGGAACACUUGAAAAGAAAGAAUUAGCCCCCAAACUGAAAGGACUGGGUCGACGUACUAGCGGUUCAAACAGCUGACACAACUUCUCAUCAACUACACUUGUUGAGAUGUAAUUUUUUCUUGGACCAACCCGGCUGCUAAUACCAUUCAGAGAAGAAGCUUAUUGAAAGCUUGUGUGCUCUGCAGAAAGAGCAACUGUGGGAAAAGCAGUUACUGGAGAUGGAGAGUGAGGCAAGCAUGGAGAUGGAAAAGAAAAAGCCCACAGAGGCGAAAAAGAAAACGCCCGAGGAGGAGGAGGAGGAGAAGGAGAAGAAAAAGCUCUUGAAGGCAGAGGAGAAGCUAACAGCAGCCAAGGCAGCCUUGACUGAGCUCCAGAUGAGCAAGGGAGACAAAACCCAGCAAGGCAAUGAUGUGCAGAAGGAUGAGCAAGACCUGCGGCAAAUGAUGGACAUCCCUGCUGAAUGCUGGCUGCAACCGGACAAGAGUUUGAGGGGUGUGUUAGAGAAGCAGCAGCCGCAAAUGGCCAUUCAAAAGAAUUCAGAGGCAAAACCCGAGAACCUCCCAGACAAAGAAUUUUUAAGAUGGGCAUCAGGGGGCCUGGCUCUGCAGGGCAUUUACCAAACCGACAAGCUCCCAGACCUGCUGGGGAAACGGGAGCAGCUCAUCCAGGUUCCAGAUGGAUUUGAGCUCUUCUGCCCUACGCAGGGGAUGCGGUUUGAGAAGAUGGAGUUUUCAUCUUCAGAAGCAGAAUCGGCAUUCAAGAAGACUGUGGAGCAUCUGGGAUUCAGCUUUGGCCUCUCGGCUAAAGUGGGCUAUUGGGCGGAGUGUGCAGAGUCCCGCUUUGGUUACACCAGAUCUUCAGAAUCUAAAAAAACCUCCAGGUCUCAGUCUGAACAUGCGUACAUCUGCACAACCGAAUAUAACUACAUCCCACUAGCCUCAUGCUACUUCAUGAAGGACCAGCUAAGGCUUUCUGAUUCAGCUCUGCAAGAGCUAAAAAACAUUGAACGGCUUUUGAGACUCAUCUCGGAUAACGACAAGGCGAACAUGCUGAAGAGUUGGUGUGAGAACUUUUUCAACAGAUUCGGCUCUCAUGUCAAUCAGGGGCCCCUUCAUUUUGGUGGCAUAUUCUGGUGGAGAGCAUCUUCUGAGGGAUUUAAAGCUGAAAAACGAGAAGAGAUGAAGAAACAAACCUUGGAUGCUCUCAGUUUCUUUGUACAGGGUAGCCAUGCUUUUCCUAUUGGUAGCGUAGGACUUGAUGGUAAAGGAUCCAAGAGAGGUUCCUCAGCAUCAACUGAAAGUGCCCAUAGACAGGCAUUUCAUACAGCAGUCCAGCUCUCUGUAACUACAACAGGUGGCCCCCCUGAUGUGGAUUCGCUUGCACCUUGGAAAUCUGGUUUAUUGGCCAGUAAUAAAAGCUGGAGCAUCAUUGACCAGGGUGAGGAGUUUAUCUCUGUGUGGGACAUUGCAUUGUCCAACCACAAGAAAGAUUUUGAAGAUGUUCUGGAAAUAACUAAAGGCCUGCAGGAUUCCUAUGUGGCUUUGACUGGUAAAAAAAUGUGUACAGCAUUGAAUUGGAAGGAACUGAGCAUUAUAGAGGAAGAAACCAGGGCAUUCUUGGAAGGCCUCAAGGAAUGGAGGAUCACUGGUGAUAAAGAAAAAAUAGUUGAAUUGGUUAAUUUCAAAAAGAAGCUGUAUAAUAUCACCAAGUCGGACUACAUGUGGGUUCACACAUGCCUGUCAGAUCAGGUGCUUCAGAAUUUCCUGAAAGAAACCACUUCAUUAUACAAAAGUUCAAUGGCCCCAAACAUCAGCCACAACAGAUUUCUUCUCCGCUGCCUUCUGGAUCCUCACAUCUAUACAGUCUCAAACUUUCCCAAUGCAUCCAUGAUAAUGAAGUGGAUCUUUGCCACUGAGGAAAAGCAGCAAAAAGCAGUCUCUGUUACAACACUGGAUGACUUCACUAGAAUCCUUCAGCAAAUUAAGAGCAGCAUUCAGGAAGCUGCCCUAAAGCCUACGAACUCUGCAGCAGCAAUGCAGGAGGCAGUGGUGAAAGUUUCUACAGAUCUGAGCUCAGAUUUAUGCUCCUUACUAAAUGUCUUGCGGAACAGCUUCCAAAAAGACAUAGGACUCUUACUGCUGCCAGUUGCGUACAGUGUUGGAUACCACGUGGAAAAUAAUUUUUUCCAAUAUCUCCUUGGAUCACCAGAAAUUGAGUUCAUGUUAAACCAAAUAAAAGCAACAUAUGAGAAAUAUCUGGCUGUGUGUGACCAGGAUGCUUAUAGAGCUCAGGCUUGCCUUCUCCUGAUGGGUCUGAAAAUAUCAGUUGACGGUAACGAUUUGCCUCCAGAUGAGAAGAAGAAACGCUUGGCUUUUAUGGAUCAAUACAUGCAACCAUCUUGGGAAAAGGAAGCUGCCAGUGUCCUCAGAAAGCAUGACAUUCGGAAUAACUGGGAUUUGCUGGAAAGAGAUUUGGCCUACCUCGUUGAAGGGAAUUUUGAAGCGACCAACGAUGAGCAUCAGAAAGAGGCCAUCGUAAGAGAACUGAAAUGUAUAUUCCAGGAAAGCAAUCCAACAGGAAACACGGAAUGCAAACGUGCACAGGAUUCCACCCAGGACAGAACUUGCAAUGACAACACAAACCAUGAGUUUUUAAAUUUGAUCAAGACCCUUGGGUUAGAGAAGUAUUAUCCAAAUAAAAUGCAGAUGACAGACUUCCACUUCAUUCACAAUACAUCUUUAUAUGGCAGUCAGCCCAGUACUGAAAGUGAGCUCCCCCUUUAUUUCUUGGAAAAACUAUUAAUGUUGGAUUAUCGGGCAAGAUACCUGGUUUGCAAAGAUAAUAUUAAACCAGACAAUGUGUCAAACUUUGCGGAUGAUGCAAAUAAACCCUUAGAUGAUUUAGAUUAUAUUUUUAGUGACGUUAGUGAGGAGCAUCAUGAAGCUGUUCAGAGCAGUCAGAAACAUGUCCAUCCAAUGGAUGUCCAGAUGGCCAUUUUCCUUUGCGCAGAUGACUUCACAAGGCAAUACAUUGCAACAAAGCUCUCGAUCUGCCAGUUUGCCCUCCCACUUUUGGUGCCAGAACCAUGCACUUCACAGAUAGAAUUCCCUCUUUGGUCCUUUGGCCAGGUCAACAAGAAGUGGAAAUGUGUUGAGGAACUUCUGGAGAAGAGAUUUAAAAAAUGCAAAGAUGAACUGAUUUAUCAGGCAACUACGCCUGUGGUGUCUUUCAUUAGAUUUGGCACUUCUCUGUCCUCUAAAUCCCAGCUUUUGAACAAUUUGUUGAGUAAACAGAAGCAUAAUAUAUUUUUCCAUCGCCAUUGUAAAGGAAGUAGCAAAAACUGUCUUUUAAUGAAAGGCGUUGUGGAAAUCGCUUGGUAUUGUCCUGGUGGGGAUGAUGACACUUUUGAUACUUGCACUGCAUUUACUAAUCUUCAUGGAAAUGCAAUGGAACAUGAACAGCAAGUCCGAUUUUUGCAGGAAGUAUCUUCUGUCACUGUCAUUCUCUUAUCAGAAAGUGAUCGGAAUGGAGAUGCCAAAUCUUUUCUGAAAGAACUCCUCAAGUCUCCUCAACCUUUAAUUUUUCUCUGUGUUGACAAAGAGCAAAUUUUCGGUAACAGGCAUAAAACACGAAUAAGAAUAGCGGUCAAAAACCGUAAUGAAGCCGAAUUAAUUGAGGAACUGAGGCAAGGAAUUAAUGAUGCUCUAAAGGUUUCAAAUAUGGUUUACAGUCUUGAAAAGUGUGCACCCAUCGCCCGAAAGUAUGGUUUCCUUGUGGAUGAAGAUAAAGAAGAGUGUAGAACUGGCAAAACAAUGGCAGAAAAUUUAGUAAGCAUUCUGAAAAAAGAAAAUAUUCUAGAAGCGAAAAGCAAGCUGCUGCCCCUACAGGGGUCAUUGUGGCAUAAGUGGUGUGCCAAAGAUAGAGAACAAACCCAUUUACAAGACCACAAGAGCAUGGGACUUGAGCAGCAGAUAAGCCAAAUAAACUCUGCAAAGCAAACAAUAAGGCAUGAUCAGUUAAAGCAGGCUUUCCCCCUAAAUGACUGUAUGAAAUUACUGCUUAUGCAUCUGAACUCUUCUUCACAUAGCAUCAAAAUGUAUUUUCUUCAAUGGCUGAAAAUAUUUAUAGCUGACCUGGCCUCAAAUCAUCUGGCAGAGCUUCAAGAGACUUACCAUGAAUUAUGGACUCAAAAGCAAGCAGGAGACAGUAGCGAAUUGCUUAGUGAACUAUCACAUAAAAUAAGCGAGUCCACCUUUGGUUUAGAGCAUCUUCUGAGAGAGGUAGGGCAACUCUAUGAAGCACUGGAUGUUUCGUCGCCUCAAGAGAAUUGUGUUGUUCAGCUGCUGCCGCAGAUAGCAGCUGAUCUGAUGGAAUCAGGUUAUCCCAUUGAGCUGAUGGAUGGUGAUGCUUCACAUGUGCCAUUGAAGUGGAUCAGUUCCAUCUUUGACAAAUUAGCUGAGAAGCUGGGGGACAAAGAAGUGUUUGUGCUUUCUGUCCUUGGUAUCCAGAGCUCAGGAAAAUCGACACUGCUGAAUGCAAUGUUUGGUCUUCAGUUCACCGUCAGCCCGGGAAGAUGUACUAAAGGUGCUUUUAUGCAACUCGUUAAGGUGAGUGACAAGCUCAGGCCAAUGCUAAAAUUUGACUUUUUGCUCAUAGUUGAUACAGAAGGACUUCAGGCCAUGGAACUAGAAAACAGGUCAACCUUUAAUCAUGACAAUGAGCUAGCCACCUUUGUCAUUGGCUUUGGUAACAUGACAGUGGUCAAUAUUUUUGGAGAGAACCCUUCGGAAAUGCAAGAUGUCCUCCAGAUUGCUGUACAAGCAUUUUUAAGGAUGAAAAUGGUAAACCUCUCUCCAAGAUGUUUGUUUGUGCACCAAAAUGUUGGGGAAAUAACCACAGAAGAAAAAAACAGGGAGAGCCGACGAUGUAUCCAGAAAAACCUGGAUGAAAUGACCGUCACUGCAGCUCAGCAAGAAUCCUGUGAUGUGAGCUGUUUUAGUGAUGUCAUCCAGUUUGAUGUGAACUCCCAUGUUCACUAUUUUCCUCACCUCUGGGAAGGAGAACCACCCAUGGCUCCACCAAAUCCCAGUUAUAGCCAAAAGGUACAAGAACUCAAAUGCAAGAUUCUCAUAGAUGCAAAAGAAAAAUCUCAACGGGGUCUUCUAAAGAUUUCUGAAUUAAAAACACACACUCGGAACCUGUGGGAAGCGUUACUAAAUGAAACAUUUGUUUUCAGCUUUAAAAAUACCCUGGAGAUUGCUGUCUAUAGCGAGCUAGAGAACAAAUAUAGCAAAUGGACCUGGGAACUGAGAAGCUUCAUGCUUGAUCUGCACCACAAGCUGAAUAUCCAGAUCCAAAAUGAGAAAAUUCAUUGCAUCGAGAGAUUGUCCCUGGAAGAAAACAUUCAAAGCAAAUAUGCAGCUACUAUGGAUGAUUUGGAAAAAUAUUUUUCUGAUGAUAGAAAUAGCAAGCUGCUAAUUCAGUGGAAAGAGAAAACUAAAAUUAAAAUAGAGUGUCUAAAAGAAGAGCUCAUUAAUUCAACUUACCAAAAUUGUGAAAAGCUUAUUAAUCUGAAGAAUCGCCAGAGGAGUUUUGAAGAAAGGAAAUCCACGUACAAAGACGAGUUGCUUAGAAUAAGCAAAGUAGUAGCUCUACAGUUCAGAAAUAAAGAACUAAGUGAAAGUGAGCUGAGAGAUCGCUUUGAUAACAUGUGGAAAGAGUGGAUUGCUGCAGUUUCUCCUCCUGUGCCUCACGCUAAACAUUUCACUAUUCAAAUGGAUGUGGAACGAUUCCUCUGUGAAUACUUCAGUAGAGAACAUGGCAUCGGUGAGAGGAUUAAAGAGUCUGCCAAAUGGACACGUUUUCCUGCUGAUCCGCGGUACAUCACAGUGAAAAAAACUGAAUUUGGCCUCUCAAAGCCUGCACACAAAACCACCCCAGUGUUUAACUCAAUAAUUACUUUAACACAACAGCUGGAGAAGCUUAUCGGUGAGUACAUUAAGAAGAAAGAAGAAAUCAUGAAUUAUUGUUCCAGCUAUUUUCAUGAGAUAGUGGAGAUAAUAAAUGAGACAAUAUCUAAAUCUGAAGACACACACCUGACAGUGACACCUUCGUACCGAGUAGAUGUAUCCUUCUAUUUAUGCCAGAUGGCAGCAAGACAGUUUACAGAAAUGUAUCAAGCAUUUCAGAGAGAGAACGAUCCCUCCUGCUAUCUCGAAAGCAAGAGAGAAGAAUUCUUUAAGUCAUUUGUCAUAUCCUGCCAAGGAGCAAAAUCCAUCACAAUGUUUGCUGCCUUUGUGUGCAACCAUCUUCACUUGGCAAUCCGUGAUGCAGUCUUUGGAAAGACUGCCCUCAGCAUAGUCAACAAGAUAAAGGCUGAAGACCCCGCUUUAAACAGUAAUCGAGAUAACCUGGAAAGGUACAUGCUGUUUCAUCUUGCCGAACAGGAAAACUUUGAUAAAUACAUGGAGUACAUUUACAAUCCCAGUUACUAUAUAGGGGAAUUCAUCAGGAAGCGAGUUGAUAAAUAUUGUUUAGGUGAACAGAAUCAAAUAUUAAAGAAUAUCUUAAAGUCUUAUCUCGGUGGUUUGCAAGAGCUGAUUUGUCAGGCUAUUGAUGACUCAACACAAAUUGUUGAAGAUAAAGGAGGCAAUGUGUCUCUGUGGCUGGAUGAAUUCUGCAGCAGAUUAGAAGACGAUCUAGCCUUCCCAAGGCACACCAUGAGUACCGUUGAGCAUCAAGAAGUAACAGACAUUGGGUCUCUUAAAGAAGCUAUGAAUGAUUCACUGAGCCUUGUGCUGCGCAGUCUAGAACAGACAUUCAUGGAGACUGACUUGGAACCUUUUUUUGUAAAACCUCAUGAAAUCCUCUUGGAACAGCUUUGUGGAUGCCUGAAGCAAUGCCCCUUUUGCAAAGCCAUUUGCACAAAUACCAUUCCCAAUCAUGAUGGAACACAUAGCACUCGGUUCCACCGUCCUCAGGCCCUGACUGGUAUCCAGUGGGAAGGAACAAACCAUUUUGUCACUGAUAUUUGCUCCAAUAUUGUAGCAAGUGAUUCCACAUUCAUUUUUGAUGGGAAGAGAAUUCCCUGCAAACAGUAUCAAACAGCAGGAUCUAAUUAUGCAAAGUGGCUUAUUCAACGAAAUGCCUCCUUAGAGGGUUACUGGAAAUGGUUUGUCUGCCACUUUAGAACUGAAUUAGAAAAGACCUACAAAGGGGUUUUUGAGGGAAAGGGAGCGAUACCACGUGAGUGGGAAAACAUAUCAAAAGUGGGGAUUUAUCUGGAUAUAAUUGGAGAUAAUAUAGGAGAAAAAAUAUCAGCAGAUGUGUUUCAGCUUCUAGAAGGGAUGAUAAUGAGUCACGGUGUCAAUCGUCUGACUCAGCUCUCCUGAGAGACCAGCUCCAUUAGGCUUUUUCCUUAGUUGUAAUCUACAGCAGCCAUUACACCAGACUGUGGAAAAGAGAGAUGGGGGGGGGCUCAUCUACAUGGUGGUUUACUGUGUGUUUGGUGCUAGUCACAUCUUUUAAUUUGCAUGGUUCACAUGUUACUGGCAAACAGAAACUAUCAUGGAGUUUUCCCCUUGUAAAUCUGUACUAACCAAAUCCUACUAAAAGGGAAGAAAAAUGUCUUCACUCUGUAUCUCUAGUGCUUGCAGACGCUUUGCUCCGAUGCUUUUAGGUGGGUGUGUCAAUUGUUCCCCUCUCCAUGGCCACUCCCCCCCCCCAUUUUGUUUCCUGUAGGCUGACAAGCAACUUCUGGCUGCUCUCCUCCAUUCUGCUGGCCUUUUUUUGUGUUGCUACAAAUGGUGCCUUAUUUUUCUUUCCCCCCUAACUUGUGUGCAAAAGCUUAACGCUGCUUAAACAAAGCUUUUUUUUCAGCUGUGUUGUACCAGUGAAAAUACAAAUAAUUGCACUUCCGGGUUUUGUUUUUUUAAUGAAACCUACUGCAGCUGGUAGAACAAACUGAGCAUGCUUGGCUGCCAAGUAACCAGAGGGAAUGGAAAUGUUAAAUUAGAGGGUGUGGUCAUUAGGAAACUGCCUGAUUGAGCCUUCCCCUCAGUGUGAACAGAAAGCACUGUGUUUGCAGCUGACAAAACAACAUCUUUAGUAUGAAGUUAUGCUCCCAUGAGGAUAAGCCCAGAGAUGGGAUUGCAGAACCUUUCCAUCAGCUCAUAUGAAAGACCAACAACUCCUCUCCUUGAAAUCUUUCCAUUACUGCUGGUCUUUACAAGAAAUUAACCAAGGAAGUUAAAGUAACUAAGAAAUUGUGCCGGUUUGCUUUAUUCAUCCUCCCUCCCCAUCUCUUCUCCUUUUGUGUCAUGCUUUUUAGGCUGCAUACGCAUCAGCAGUGAUCGGAGUGGUGAUACAGGCAAAGUGUUGCUGCCGCUUUCCAACAGGAAGAGGUGCAGGGAGCUCAGCACGGUGCAGCCAUGGCAGCAGGGAGUGUUGGAUUGGCUCUGCUGCUGCGCAUGCAUCAUGCUAGCCUCCCUGCCCCUCCCCCUUCCCCCCCCUCCCCAAAGCAGCAGUGAUGCUUGGUGUUAAGCCAGGUGGGCAAUGCUGGCCUACCUGUGCCACCCUGCCAGUUCCUGGGUGGGGCACACCAUGCAUUUAAAGCACACAUCCCUUCCAAAGAAUCCUAGGAACUGUAGUUUACUCCUCACAGAGCUACAGUCCCCAGCACCCUUAACAAAUUACAGUUCCCAGGAUUCUUUGUGGAUUGGGGGAAUGUGCUUUCAGUGUGAGGUGUGUAUGCAGCAAUAGAAUGUAAGCCUUAAGAUAGGGACUAUUUUACUAAUGAUCUGCUCCAGAGGGUCAGGAGAGCCCCCACCAGAGUAGCGCGCAAGGGGAAGAGUGGCGAGAUUGCUCCAUCAGGCAAGCAGAAAUGCUUACACUGGUAGAGCAAUCUCCUUACAGCUACGGUGAAUACAACCCUAUGUUUUAUGUGGGUCUGUCCACAUGAGUAAUGAAAUUAAUACAAAAUUAAUGGGAAAGUCUAGACACCUGGUCCUUUUGCUAAUUGAUAUUAAAAGGUGUAUUCAGUUUCUCUUACUUCGUUCUCUUUUCUGGGGGAGGAUGUAUGUUUUUUAUUUACUAUUCUUUCUUGCUUCCUGCUCUUUGCUAUGCCUCAUGUGCUUCUCCCAGUUGAAGGCAGCAAGGCCUGGCCUGCGGCCUUUGACUUUUAUUGAUCUAAUAUGCUAGAACUGUUUUACAACUGUUUCAUAGCUGGAGGGAGUUAGGAGGAGCCUAUGUUAUUUACUAAGAUUGAUUGCUUUGUCAGUGCUUUUUAUUAGUUCAUACAAUUAUUAAACCAUUAAUUGGGAUAAAUUUCAUCUUUAAGUUGCCUUAAGUUACUUUGUUCUCAAAUAUCCCAACUUACAUGUUUUAUUUUCUCUUAAAUUCUGUACCAUUUCAGAAUAUUAUUAAACUUUGU
Molecule: messenger RNA, 9832 nt
Organism: Rhineura floridana
Lineage: Eukaryota; Metazoa; Chordata; Lepidosauria; Squamata; Rhineuridae
Product: interferon-induced very large GTPase 1-like
Exons: 3
Coding region: 621-7793 (2390 amino acids)
Molecular function (GO): GTP binding
Source: RefSeq, a predicted model, not a curated record